AUGGCUAGUGAAUAUGUUCCAAAUGUUAUUGUAGUGGGUGCUGGUGGUGUCGGUGUCAUCUGCGCAUUAUCUUUAUGCACUAAGGGUAAGACUGAUGUCUCUCUGGUGGUAAGAUCAGACUUCAAUCAUGUUCAAGAAAAAGGGUACCAGAUCGACUCUUGCAAUUAUGGGAAAUUGGAUUCCUGGAGACCUCAUCAUAUCUUUAAGACGACUGAGGAUGCUGCUUCAGAUGGAAAAUUCUUCGACUAUAUUUUGAUUGCCACUAAGAAUAUUCCAGAUGGGCCUGUGCACUCUAGAGUGGAAAAUAUUGUUAAACCUUUACUUUUGAACAAUCAUUCCAUCGAUGUCACUCGUCAAUCUAACAUCUUGUUAGUUCAAAAUGGUAUUGAUAUCGAAAAAUCGAUCCUAGAGAUAUUUGAUCAAAAAGAAUACAAUUAUACAAUUCUAUCAGGUAUUGAGAUCGUAGGCUCUACAAAAAUAGCUACCGGUACUAUUCAUCAAAUUGGUACUGAAAAAAUAUUUGUAGGUGCGUUCCAACCAGAUGACAAUAGGGCUAAAGAAGCCGCUAAACAGUUUGUUGAUAUGUAUGUCAAUGAAGGUCAGAAUGCUGGAGAGUUUGAUCCACGAGUACGCCACUCAAGAUGGAACAAAUUGUUGUAUAAUGCUGCAAUAAACACUACUACAGCUUUGAUUGGGUUAGACGUUCCUCGUGCUUUACAAUUCGGUGUAGAUGGGAAGAGUACUGAGUUUGAAAUCUUCAGGCCAGCAAUGAAUGAAAUUAUAAAGAUUGCAGCCAGUGAAGGUAUUAUCUUAGACGAAGCCUACAUUGAUAUUUUCACUAAUAUCAGUAGGAACCUUUUAUUCAAACCUUCUAUGUGUGUUGAUCGUGAAAAGGGCCAAUUGAUGGAACUUGAAGUUAUCUUAGGUAACCCAAUCGGUAUUGCCAAGAAGAAUGGUGUCGAGACACCUGUCUUGUCCAAUUUAUAUUUUUUAUUAGUGAUGUUACAAGGAAAAUUAAAAGAGGCAAACGGCUUAAUUAAUUUCGAUGAAGAGACAUGUAGAAUUGUCAAUUGA
Messenger RNA from Maudiozyma barnettii, 1074 nucleotides. RefSeq lists its product as uncharacterized. Gene Ontology annotation, cellular component: cytoplasm. The record is from RefSeq and is a predicted model, not a curated record. Gene Ontology annotation, molecular function: oxidoreductase activity. The transcript has a single exon. The coding region runs from base 1 to 1074 and encodes 357 amino acids. NCBI's taxonomy places the organism in Eukaryota, Fungi, Ascomycota, Saccharomycetes, Saccharomycetales, Saccharomycetaceae.